Messenger RNA from Diabrotica virgifera virgifera (western corn rootworm), 900 nucleotides. Its product is annotated as homeobox protein Hox-B5a. Gene Ontology annotation, cellular component: nucleus. Gene Ontology annotation, molecular function: DNA-binding transcription factor activity, RNA polymerase II-specific; RNA polymerase II cis-regulatory region sequence-specific DNA binding. The transcript is spliced from 4 exons. Gene Ontology annotation, biological process: positive regulation of transcription by RNA polymerase II. The record is from RefSeq and is a predicted model, not a curated record. The coding region runs from base 154 to 837 and encodes 227 amino acids. Lineage: Eukaryota; Metazoa; Arthropoda; Insecta; Coleoptera; Chrysomelidae.
AACUCAGUGUGUGGAAAAUCUCGACUCUUUAUUUUGUGUCUUGCCAGUUUAAAUAAGUAUAUCAACGUGUUCUUUGUCAAAGUAGAGAGUGCAAAUUGUGGCCACAACGAUAAUGAAAUAGUUCUAUAUCAUCAUUAUCAUCAGAUCAGCGAAAUGGAGCAAAUAUGUCCCUUUAACACUCCAACGCCCAACAUGAAUACUCCAGUGAUUUCAAACUUAACAAUAAACUAUAGUUAUCCAGUAAACCAUCUGAAAUCAUCUCCAUACUAUGAAAACGAUUAUUCAGAGCAAUACGCAGAUGUAAACAACCCCAACAUUUCUGAACAAGACAAUUAUCAAAAUUAUCGAAAUCAAAAUUACCAUCAACAAGAAUAUUUGUGUAUAGUCCAGAGAAAUUUAGAAUGGAUAGAUGCGAAUAGAGAUGGAGUGUUUUUUAACGAGAAUAUGAAUUAUGGGAACAAUUAUUUUCAGUAUAAAGGAAAUGAUGAUUAUAAUCAAAAUGGGGGACAACAUGCUAAUGAUAGUGAUGGAUAUUUGGACGAAAGCUUGGACAUUAAUUCAUAUUCAGACGACUCAAGAGAUAUCAAAGACGCAGAAUUUAUCACUAAACCUCGAAAAGAAAGAACAGCCUUUACAAAAAACCAAAUUAGGGAAUUAGAAAAAGAAUUUGUUCAUUCAAAUUAUUUAACUCGAUUGAGAAGAUAUGAAAUUGCUGUAGCCCUGGACUUAACCGAAAGACAAGUUAAAGUGUGGUUUCAAAACAGAAGGAUGAAAUGGAAGAGAAAUAAAUCUGGAGACAGGCAAAAUAAAGCCAAACAUUUGAAAUCAGUUUCAUAAUUUGUAAUAGUAGAUUAAAGAAAAAUAUAUAUGUAUUAGUUAUUAUUAAAUGUUUUAUAUUUA